ACUCGGGUUGGGGACGGUGGUAUUUAAGAUGGUUACGGUGUUGAGAAGAAAUCUUACAGAUACGCAAAUAAAUAUAUAAUUAUAAAGAAUUGUGUUGCGCCCGGAUUUGUGAUGAUGAUGCAGUAAACUAGACAGAAGUUCGAACAACAAAUGGGUUGAAAUAAAUGAACUCUUUCUGUCAGAUAUUAUCAUUCACUUGCUCGGGAUGUAAUUUGUGAACAAAGGUUUUUUACCUGUUUUGAGAAUAUUCUUUGUUGUGAGAUUUGUUACUCAUACAUAAACUCCUAGUAUAAAUUCAGUGAUGAAUUAGAACGUAAAAGUUGUUUUUUAAUGGUGUAUACUAACUAAAUAUCAUUUGAUUUUGUUCUGUUUCCAAGAUACUUCACAUCAGCUAGGCUAGGUAUCUGUGACACAACGUUUGGUUUGUUUAGUGUCGUGUAGAAUGUAGAUAUCCGCAUCUUUUGUAAUUUCGCUUAAUUUAGGAGUGAUAAUAGUCAACAGUGUACAUGUGUAGUAAACAAAUAAUUUACUCUCAAUGCACUGAAAAGAGUUGUGAUAUGAUAGGUGGUGGUUUAUAUUUGCUUUAUAAUGUGGAUUCACAUUUGCAAGUCUGGCCUCAUUAGGCCUUAGGUGGUGGCGUACUGGCAUCACCACGUGUGGCGACGGGGAGGGCACAGAAUGGGCGUGCUGAUCUUUGCGGUAGCCCUGUCUGCACUGGUACUGGUGGCCCGUGGCAGUUCUCCUGUGGUAGCCCACUUCCCGGUGGCAGGCGCAGGCAACUGCUCGAUGGCACAUAUCAAGCGCUUGCAGCACCUGGUCAUCGAUCGCUCUACAGGGAAGGUGUAUGUGGGUGGGACCAACCGUCUGGCUCAGCUGGACUCUGAUCUCAACCUGGAGGAAUGUGUCGUCACUGGACCCAAAGAAGACAGUGCACUUUGUCAUGCUAGAGGUUGCAGUUCAGAUGAUAUGGAACGCUCCUUAACUAACAAUGUCAAUAAGUUGCUGGUUAUUGACCCUGACUCAAGAACAUUGGUAGCUUGUGGAUCUGUUUCACAAGGAGCCUGUGAAAAAUUCAAAUUAUCCAACAUUUCUCUUCAAAGUCAGUUCAUACCAAUGGGCAUAGCAGCUAAUGAUGAAACUGCCUCUACCUACGCUUUCAUUGGCCCAGAAAAUUAUAACCAGUGGGGUCGUUCAAAUGUUCUUUAUGUCGGAACAACCUUCACCAACAAUGGGGAUUUUCGUCAUGAUGUUCCAGCAAUUGCUAGUAGAAGCCUUUAUAGUUUAGAUAUUGCAGAAUAUUCUUUUUCAAAACAGUCUCUACUGUGGAUAGAUGUUAAGUACAGAGACCAUUUUCUUGUCAAAUAUAUUUAUGGUUUCAAUUCAAGUGAGUUUGCCUAUUUUGUAAUAGUUCAGAAGCAAUCACACCUGCCAGGACAAGAAGAGAUGGGCUAUGUGACACGACUCGCAAGAGUGUGUAUAAAUGAUGCAAACUAUGACAGUUAUACCGAGGUGACUUUGCAGUGUGUUGUCAAGGAGGAAAACACAGUUACUAACUUUAACCUCAUCCAAGAUGCCAAGGUGUCUGUGUCAAGCGAUGACAUAGCUCUCUCCCUCGGGAUUGAUCCAGGAGAUCAUAUUCUUGUUGGCACAUUUUCCCCCAGCCGUACCAUCACUAGUGACCCUCUCCCUAAGUCAGCUGUUUGUAUUUACAGUUUACAGGAAAUAGAAGCAAAGUUCAAUGAAAAUAUUCACAUGUGUUUUAAUGGUAGUACAAAAUACAGAAACAUGGGCUACAUUUCUGGCAUGAUUCUUGAUGGCAAUUGUCCCACAGCUGGUUCAACAGGCAACAUCCUUAACUUCUGUGAAGUGGGUUUGAAGAUUUCUGGUAUUGUACCCAUAACUGUAACAGCUGCAAUUCACUAUCCAAACUAUCUUAUGACUUCUGUUGUCCUGGCCAUUACCGAGCGACAUCUUGUAAUAUUCGUUGGGACUUCCACUGGAAUCAUUAAAAAGGUGUUGGCUACGAGUCCAGGUCUGGCUACAGAGUACGAUGAGAUAAUUGUGGAUAAAGACACUACUAUAUUACCAGAUACAAGUGUUGCUCCCAGUAAGGAGUUUCUUUAUGUCCUCACAACAUCUAAGGUUUUCAAAGUGCCAUUAGAACACUGCAGCAGCUAUACUAAUUGCUCAUCUUGCCUAGAAGCCAAGGAUCCAUAUUGUGGCUGGUGCUCUCUUGAAAGACGAUGUACAGUUCGUAGUGCCUGUCAGAAAGCCAGCCACAGUUCUCCACGCUGGCUCUCCUUAGGCACAGGACAACAGUGCAUUGACUUUGAGCAGAUCUUACCAGACCGCAUCCCCAUUACCCAAAUGACUACGGUUCAGUUAACAAUACGCACACUGCCUGAGUUGCCUGCUGGGGCAAAAUAUCGCUGUGUGUUUGGGGGUGCAGAGCCAAUAGAUGCAGGAGUGACAACAGCGGGAUUGUCCUGUCCCACACCCCCCACCACUUCUCGUCCUCUCAUCCCACCGGGACACGACCAUGUGCUUGUUCCGCUCUCUGUUCGGUCAUCUGAAACAAACAAAGAUUUUGUUUCUCGUAACUUUGCCUACUAUGAUUGUGCCAUGCACACUAAGUGUGCAGACUGUGUACAAGCACAGUGGGCAUGUAACUGGUGUGUCUAUGAAAACAAGUGCACACAUAACACGUCUUCCUGCCAGCGUACUGUUAUCAGUGGUGAAAAUAAUCCAGCACACCUGGCAAAUCAUGGAGUGAGUUCAUGUCCCCGGUUCCGACAUCCCAAACAAAAGAUCUUGCUGCCCAAUAGUGUCCCCAUGGAGAUAGCUCUAGAAGUAGACAACUUGCCACAUCCCCAGCCAGGUCACACAGGAUUUCAGUGUAUAGUCACUAUUGAAGGUGCAAAAAUGAUGGUUCCUGCACGAGUUGAAGCUAACCAGUUCAUUGUCUGCGAUAAAACAACUUACUCAUAUGAAGCCAACACUGGUGAAUAUGAUGCAAGUAUCAGCAUGGUGUGGAACAGAAAUCAUCAUGUAGACACAAUAACUGUAACGCUAUACAAGUGCGAUAUCCUGGGCUCUCACCGGGAACAUCCAGAUUGUUCACUGUGUGUUACACGCCACUCCAAGUAUCACUGCACUUGGUGUGCUAACACAUGCAGCUACGCAGAUACUUGCCAACAGAUCCCGGCCAGCGAAUGUCCACGCCCUCGCAUUGAUAUGAUAAAGCCCCUGAGUGGUCCAAUCGAGGGAGGAACAUUUGUGACUAUAGAGGGCAGUAACUUAGGACUGAAGGAAGAAGAUGUGCGAGGUAAAAUACAUAUAGGAGAUACACCUUGCACUCUGGUGGAAUAUGAGGUGUCUGUGAAGAUCAUCUGUCAAACAGGAUCAUCAGCUGCAGAGAAAGUGGCAUCUGUCAUCAUCGGUAACCAGGCUGGAUUCACAGAGUCCUCUGUACAUUUCAGCUACAAGAAUGUUCAAGUUGAAGGAGUGUCACCUGUGGUGGGUCCACAAAGUGGGGGUACUCAGUUGGCUAUCACUGGACAGUUCCUCAACAUUGGCAGCCGUGUCACAGCCUAUCUUGAUGAGCUCCCUUGCUAUGUGAAUGCCACACAAGCCUCCAGCAGCCGUCUGACUUGUAUUACCUCUCGUUCCCCAUCCCCACGCAAAAUUCAUGUACUGGUUUUGUCCAUUGAUGGAGCAAAUCGCACACUGAGUUUACAGGAGCGCAAAAGCCCACCAUUCACUUACCUUCAAGAUCCCACAGUAAUGGAAAUUAAACCCCUCAAGAGCUUUGUUUCUGGUGGUCGCAUGAUCACUGUACAUGGCACUAACCUUGACACAAUCCAAAAGCCUGAGAUGGUUGUGUACUCUGACUCCAGUGUCAACCCUGUUAACAAAUCGGAAUGCUUUGUACUGAAUCCUGCACAAAUGGAAUGCCCUUCUCCAGCUGUCAAUAAGGAGUUUUCUAAAGGAGCCCACAGAUCAGAGCGUUCUUUACCAAACAAGUUUCAUGAAAACCGUUUAUUUUUAAAGAUUGGGUUCAUUAUGGAUCAUGUAGAGGCAGUCAGUGAUCUAGAGAAACAUUUCAAGAAUCUUAGAUCACAUUUACUCUAUUUAGAAGACCCUAAAUUUUUUGAGUUUCCGAAUGACAUCAAACUGUAUAAGGGAGACACCCUUGUCAUCGAGGGUGAGAAUUUGAACUUAGCUAGUGAUGAGUCAGAUGUAAAUGUUACGAUUGGGACACUAGCCUGCAAUGUAACCUCCCUAGCAUCUACUCAGUUGGUGUGUUCGCCCCCAGAGAGCCAACCAAUGCCCACAGAUGAGCUGGGAAUCAAGACCGAAACAGGCCUUCCUCUAGUUGUGGUGCGAGUAGGAAAGUUCCUGAGAUUUCCUAUUGGAUAUCUACGUUACGAGAUGAUCCGUCCAUAUGCAAUCCCUCCUGAGGCAGUUGCAGGGAUCGCAGCUGGGACUAUCAGUUUACUACUGCUUUUUGGUGUAGUAUUGAUUGUUUACCGGCGCAAGUCUACGCAGGCUGAACGAGAGUACAAGCGCAUUCAGAUACAGAUGGACACACUUGAGAGCAAUGUGCGCUCUGAGUGCAAAAUGGCCUUUGCCGAGCUUCAGACAGAUAUGACUGAUCUCACAGCCGACUUAGAAUCGUCAGGAAUACCCAUGUUGGAUCAUAAUGAGUAUAUUCUCAAAGUAUUCUUUCCAGGAGUGAGGGAUCAUCCGAUCCUCAAUAAUCCAAAGGUCCGAAUCAAUGGUCCACCCACAAACUAUGAUGCAGCAAUGCUUCAGUUUGAACAAUUAAUCAAUAAUAAAAACUUUAUUCUUAAUUUUAUAGAAACUUUAGAAGCCCAAAAGUCUUUCAAUAUUCGUGACAAAGUAAAUGUAGCAUCACUGCUGAUGGUAGUCUUGAUGGGCAAAAUGGAGUAUGCUACAGAUGUACUGAGAAAUCUGUUACUGCGGCUUAUGGACAAGUCAGUCAGUACAAAACAUCCUCAGCUGAUGUUGCGGAGGACAGAAUCAGUUGUUGAAAAAAUGCUUACAAACUGGAUGGCCUUAUGUAUGUACAAAUAUCUCAAAGACUAUGCAGGAUCAUCACUCUUCCUUCUGUAUAAGGCUAUCAAACAUCAGAUUGAGAAGGGACCAGUUGAUGCAGUAACACAUGAUGCAAGGUAUUCACUCUCCGAAGAACGGUUGCUAAGGGAGCAAAUAGACCAUGGUAUAGUGACUGUCCGUCUUCUACAAGAGGACCCAGAUUAUGAAAAAAUUCCUUACCAAACUUACCAAACUCUGCACGUUAUGCAAGAUGAUGCUGAUGAGAAGAUUCAAUGUAAGGUUCUCGAUUGUGAUACCAUUAGUCAAGUGAAGUCCAAGAUUCUAGAUGCUCUGUAUAAAAACACUCCCUUCUCCUUACGCCCUUCUAUUCAUGAACUUGAUUUAGAAUGGCGACACGGACGAGGGGGCCACCUUACAUUGCAGGAUGAAGACCUUACUACUAAGUCUGUGUGUGGAUGGCGAAAACUCAAUACUUUAGCCCACUAUGGUGUCAAAGAGUCAGCUGUUAUGUCACUUAUACCUCGCCAGAAUGAUGGUUUUAAUGCCAACUGUAAACAGCCAUGCCACAAUUGCACUGGUACAUAUUUAGGAAACUCAUUGUCUCCAAUAAUUGCUAGUAAUGGAGAUGUUGAGUCAGGCUCAAAUCUGCACACAUACCACUUGGUAAAGCCUCCUGAUGAUCAUGGCUAUCCGAGCAGCAAGAGUUCUGAGCGCACUCAUAAGGCCAUUCCAGAAAUAUUCCUUACCCGUUUGCUCUCUACUAAAGGUACUAUACAGAAGUUUGUUGAUGACUUCUUCACAACGAUCCUGACAGCCAACGAAGCAUUGCCGCCAGCUGUCAAGUGGUUGUUUGACCUGUUUGAUGAGGCAGCCCGUAGACACAACAUUGUCGACCCAGAGGUUGUUCAUGCCUGGAAAUCUAACAGUCUUCCUUUGAGAUUCUGGGUUAACUUUAUAAAAAAUCCAGAUUUCAUGUUCGAUAUAAACAAAACAACACCAGUGGACUCGUGCCUGUCUGUAAUCGCGCAGACAUUUAUGGACGCUUGUUCUACAACAGACCAUCGGCUUGGCAAAGAUUCACCUUCGAACAAGUUACUCUUUGCCAAGGAUAUUCCACAUUACCGAGAAAUAGUCUCCAGGUUCUAUAUGGAUGUGGCUCUACUGCCUCAAAUAACAGACCAAGAGCUUAGCACGGCCAUGCAACAUCUGUCUGUCUCCCAGUCAGGCCAUUUUCAUACCAUCUCUGCCCUCAAGGAACUGUAUAUAUAUGUUACUAAGUAUAGCGAACAAAUUUUGGAAUGCUUGGAUAAUGACCCAUACUGUAAAAAAUUGCACCUUGCUCACAAGCUAGAAAAUGUUGCGUGUACACUGGAGGGAGAGGAGACAUCAACUUGCUGACAAUUGUCGUCACCUGAUCUAUUGCUGACGCCAGCUGACUUGGACUAGACUGUGAUAUUCCUUGUGAUGCGGGUCAGGUGACAUUUUCUUGCGCCACAGUCAAAUCAUCUUAAUAUUUCUGUACAUUUUUAUUUUUACUUUAGAAUGUUUAAAUUGCUCCAGUUUAGAUGAAUAGAGCUGUGUUGUUAGUCAGAGCAUUUUCUUGCUGAGUGAAAUGUUUGUUAUCUGCAAUGUCUUAUCAUCUUUACACGGUUUCUAACCACAUUGUGUUCUGACGAUUGGUUGUGUCUUUUUUCUUGACUCUAUGGUAUUAACAGUAUAGACAGUACAAAGGUAAUAAUAGGAGACUUAAAUGAUGUGAAAAUAUUAUUUUUGGUAUUUGUUUGAAAAUAUUUUUAAAAAAGCAAAAUUUAAAUAAGAAGCAAUAAAAAGUGUUAUACUCUUUGCUGUUAGGUUUACUUUUUCGGUCAUGAUGGUUAUAUUUGUAAAUUUAAAUUCCUUGCAGAGAUGUGGAGGAGAGGUGGUUUGUCAAGUUGAGCUUAGCUGAAAUAUUCUAUACGAAUGGAUCACCAUCAAUCUUUCCAAAUUUCUUUCAUGAAUUGAUUGAGAUUGUAUUACGCAAAACCAGUUAUAAAAUUGUAUAAUAAGUCAUGAGGACAGAACGGUAAUGUAAUAAAUACAGGUUAUUAAUGUACAUCUAAUGUAUAAGAGAUAAUUUUUCUAAAAAUCCUUGUUUAAUCAUUACUUUAACAUUGUCAAAUUAAUUUAACUAAAAGUAUCAUAUCUCAACGUUUUUGCUUUCGAUUUUAUUAAAAGAAAAAUACUAAUUAACUCUUAACAACCUUGUAUGGUGUAUUUUUAUGCAAUAAAAGGAAAAACUUUUUACAUUUGCGAAGGAAACAAAUUUUUUCUAGAUAAUUCCCAUAGCUCAGUGCUACAAGAAAUUAAUAAUACUGAUUUCUUUUAUUACCGAACAAUGCCAAAUGUCCUGAAAAAUCCUUAACAGCCAAAACAAUUUAAAUACGUAUUUAAUAAGCUCAGAUCAUUUAGAUACCACCCUGGGAUCAGGGAUAGAUAGCGCAUUCAAUAUUAAGGCUAAAGAAGAGUCUUCUGCUCCUAGAACUGAUUCGUGGGCAUGCACAUGAUCUGUGACUAGUAGGCAGUACCUUGUGUAUGUAAGAUAUUAUUUUACCUACAUUUAGUUUGUAUGGAAAAAUCUAUGGUCCAUGUCCUAUUCUCAUUGAAAAAAGCUCCUAGAAACAUAUAACAAGAUAGAUCCACCUUAUUGUAACGCCACAAUGUUUUAUAAAAUUUAUAUUCAGAUAUAUGUCUUUUCUUGUGACACAAACAUUAAUGCAAAAUUGAAUUACAUGUUUUGUUGAUAUGCAAGUGAUGGAUCCAUAUCAGAUUUUGACUUUAUUUUGCAAUUUAUUAUUCAUUGCCUCACCAUCCUAAAUUUUUCUUCGCUUGCAAUUACUGUAUGAAGUCAUGUUCAGACUCAACUCGAUUUUUAAACUAUUGAUGUUUUACUGGUCAUACGAUUGCAAGUGCACUUGGCUCACCUGGAAUACCUGCACAUCUCUAAUGCUUUGAUAAUUUAUUUUUAUGAAAUUAUCUUAAGCUAUUUUUAUUGUCUUUUUCUUAAUUUUACAAUGCUGAUUUCUCUGUAGCUUGCAAGUAAGUUAAGAAAUAAUUAAUCAAAUUUUUUUAAAGUGUAUGUUUUAAAAGUUAUAUUUGUGUGUUAUGUUUAAAAUAGUGGAAAUUCAAUAAUAGUUAUUGUAGGUUAUACAGUUUAUGUAAGGGAGGCAGACUUCAAAAAAUUAAUUAAAAUCAUAUUUUUACUUAUUAUUUUUUAAUACAGUGUUAUUAAUCAAAAGUUGGUGGUAGCAGAAAUGAUUCUUCAUACAAAAAUCGGAAAAUUUAGUACUCAUACGCCUUAUUAUUAUAUAUUUAAAAUAUCAUUUACAAAAAUUUAACUAAAUAUUUUUCUUCAUUGAUUUUGUUUUGUUUUAGUGUAGUGGUCUCAAUUCAGAUAUAUUCUAGCUUAUUUUCUUAAUAUUUAAAAAUUGUGUUCUUUUUAGCUGUGCUUUUUAAGCUAAUCAUUCAAGGCUUAAAGAAAAAAUUCUGUAUGAAUGUUACAAAAAUGCAACAAAAGAUUUUCAAAAUUAUUAAGUAUUUAAAAAAAAAAUCAGGGUCAAAUUUUACCUGAUCUGUUUGUAUCUUUUAAUUGCUUCAGAAUGAUUCCAGCUCAUGGGAGUUCAAAUAUAGUUUACUUUUGUUGUACCCAAACUAUUUAGUAAUUUAUCAUAGUCAGUUUUGAUAAGUCAUAAAUCUUUGUCUAUCCAAAAACUGUUUGUAAAUGUGUUAAAAAUAUGUCAUUAUUAGUGAGUAAUUCGUUUAUAUUAUAUUUUAGUUCGUGAUUGUAAUAAAUUUAUGGCAGAAACAUAAGAAGCUGCAUUAUUCUAUGCAUGCCAAAAGCCACAUUAUUACUAAUCAGUGUGUAUUCAGUGAGGUGAAUGAUAACAAGUAAAAAAUUUUACUUGUGAUGAAAUGAAUAGUAAAAGAAAAAUCAAUUUAAUUGUUUGUUAAUCAAAACACCUCAAAAAUUAGGUGAUUAAAAAGUAAAUACUUGUGGAUUUACAAGUUAACUGUAAACUUGCAUGAGCCUUUUACUUCAUGUGUGUAGCAGGCCAGUAAUUACAAAUUCAGCUUCAAUCUUAUUAGAGAUGGCAGCCUUUGUGCAUUUUCCUACUCCUAGGAAAUAUGAAGACCGUGUUAGAGUGCCUGUCAGCAAGUAAAAGCAGCAUUUGAAAUUCGAGACUGAAUAUAUUGAUUUUGUGUUGUUAUUAAAACGCUGCAUAGACAGAGUAAAAUGCGAGUUUUCGUAUAAGCUUCUCUUGAGACCUGCAGCAAUCCUCGAGUAUUUACUCAUCAAGACAAGGUAUAAAAGCUUGGAAGGAAUUUACUAUUUUACUCAAACUAGAAUUGCGAACCUUUUACUUUACUGGCUAGUACAUUCUUUGAACAUUUACUUAGUUUUUAACCAUAUGACUGAAUGUCAGAAUUUGUGUUCACUGAAGUACCUAAUAAAUAUUAUCUGUUAGUGAUGAACAAAGAAAAACAAUAGUUACAAAUUUUGUUUAUGCAUAAAAAUAUAUUGUUUAGGCUAUAUUACAUUCAGAUUCAAUCAAUUAUUUAAGCUAUACGCCAAAUUGCAAUUGCAUGUAAGUUGAAAUCAGCCCAAAAGAGACAUUCUUAAGUGUGAAAUAGUACAAUAAAAUAUAGUUCUAUGGUACCAUAGCUUUAUAAUAAUAUUUGAUUCAACAAAAAGUAGUUUUAGAUGCUAUGGCUAGUUUCUUUGUCCUAGAUAAUGACUAUAAACAUGUUAAAUAAAAACUAAAUUGUAUUAUUAAGCAUCAAUUAACACAAAAGAAUAACACUACCAAAGUGGAUUUUUUUAUUCUUGUCCACAAAGAAUGAUAUUGUAUGUUGGAAAUUUUGUUUUUUUAUACACUUUACUAGUCAUAUGUAUAGCUUUAAUAUUAUUUGUUGAAGAGAAUUUUUGAUUGUUGCUAUCACAAUGAAUGAUAAAAAUGUACAUUAUUUAACAUGCAACAACUGUAGGAAAGUCUGCCCCCUUAUAAUUACAGUAUUAUUAGCACCAGAUAACUUUUUUUUAAUUCAUUAAAUAUUUUUUUAUUACUUUCCUAAAUAUGUACAUGGAGAAAAAAAUGGAUCUAAUGGCAAGAUGAAUAAGUGGUAGGUAAAAAAUCCUCUACAUGUUCUCUCAUCUGAGUAUAACUCAUGUUUUGGAUAACUUAUUUAUAGUUGACACUGGUGUUAAAUAAUAUAACUGUUCUGUUUAAAUGUACUGUAUACUUGAGUAAAGGUGUCUUGACAGCUUUUUAGUGAAUAUCUAUCUGGUGGUUACAUUAAUCUCUAACUCACUCUUGAUGUCACAUGUCUUAAUGUCACAAAAAAAAGUUGAAAAUGAAGCUGACUUCGUAACGAUUUUAAAGCUCAUUUACCAAGAUUGGAAAUUUAAUCGGAAAACUGUUAUGAAAAUAUUAUGAAGUGCCUUAAGGAAUGUUCACGAAUGGAUCUGAUUAUUUUAUUAAGGUUAAUGGGAUACAGAUUGAAGAAUGUUAUAUACCAGAUGGAGCCAAAGACAUGUGACAUAAAAUGUGAUUUGCAUUAACUCUGACCGUUCCUUCGUUUGUUCUGCUCAAGGAAAAAAUCUUUAUGUUAAAUUUCAAUCAAAUGAAGCACCGUUUCCUGAUAUGAGUGCCUCAUUCUAAACUUAAUUUCUUUUACACUUGCCAAACAUUUGUAUCUAUAGCAAAAUAAUCAUACUUUAUAUCUGUAUAAUUUACAAUUAAUUAGUCAUAAUUAGCUUUGUGUUCCAUGUGUACAGAACGUUUAGUUUAUUUUUAAUACUAUUUAGGUUCAGGUUUUGAUGAACAUUCUGCAGCUCAUGCUAAUAAAAUUUUAUAUGGCUGGUUUUAAAGGUCUAAUUUUAUAGAUCUUCAUUUACUUUUAAGGAGAGAAAUCCAUUUUUUGCAAAUGUUUUAUUGUAUUGUAAUAAGUAGUGCUUUAAAGUUAAACUUUAAUGUUGUUAUUGUGAUUUUAUAUGAAUUAACUGCUUAGUUUCCCCAUGUAACCCUAAUGUGUGUUCCUUAUAAUUAAAGUCAUUGCACUUUAACAUUAUUUAUAUAUUUUUUUGUACUUCGCUAUAAUCUCAUUCUGAAUAAUUUGUUAUUUAUUACAUUAUAACACUACUCCAACAAAAGCCUUACAAGUAAUAAAAAACGUUAUACAUUGUUCUGUUUUUUUUUUUUUUUUUUUUUUUUACGUCAUUAUUAGAGAGUCUGGAUCCAUAAAAAAUCUGUAUAGCUGAAAUUAGUUUACACAUUAAUCAAAACAUUGCUUUUCCAACUACACAAAAUUAACAGGUUACUCUUGUAAUGACCAUUUAUUAUGUUAUAUUCUUGGAAUCUAAACAAUGUUGCAACCUAAUCUACCUGAAUUUAAAUAAAUAUUGAAUUCAUUAUAUUUAAAUGUGAAGCAUUCACCAUUUGGCUACAUUAAUAAGGGUACUUAAAAAGUGUGGUGCUUAAAAAAAAAAAUUGGAAUAAAUUUCAUUUUCUUGACUUUUAAUCAUGACAUUACUACUUAAAUGGUUAUAAAGAAAUUUCCCUUCGUCAAUAUUUCAGAACUAGUCAAAAUAUCACAAUAAAACCAGCAUGUGUGAAACAUUCAGUCAACCAUAGAAAUUAUUGAAAUAAAUCAUAUGGGUAUUAGUGAAUUGAUUAUUCCAUAAUGUUCAGUUCAAAAAUUUCAUUCAAAAAUUUUUUUAUUAAUUGUAAGUUCCAGUUUGAUUUUUUAGUGCUAGUAAUUAACAAUCUUUUAAACAUUAAAUCAAUUUGUUUAUGUCUAUUACAAACAAGUCUUUUAAUACUUAAGUUAAGCUACAACUUUCAGCAGUUGCAAAAUAAAUAAACUUUUGCUCACUACAUGCAUAAAAGUUUUCAAAUGGAAACAUUUCUAUACAACUUUGUUUACAAUAAUACACUUUUUGCAUUUCAAAAAAAAAUUAAUCGUUGUGAUAGGGACAGAGCAUAUAACUUGUUUGCAUAAAGAAGGAUAUAAGGGAUGGUUUGAUCCAACUUGGUAAGGGAUAAGUAGUAGUUCAAUAAAAUAUAAAUUCUUCAGUGACGUUUGUAAAACUGUAAACACUACUGAGUUCUCGAGCUCAGUAUUUAUUUAGGUAAAAUUACAGUCAAAAUUCAAUAAUUCAUAGAUUUUGAAAUGUACUACAUAUUAAUUUUUAUGGGAAAUUAAAGUCCCAAAGAAUUGGAUCUGCAUUGUCUCAGUAUCAUUUAUAAUUAAUCUACGCAAAUUGGAACUAGCCAGUCUUUAUCUACAAGCAACUUUCUGAAUAUACAGCUGUGACAUCAGUAAACAUUUCUUAAACCUUCAAGUAUAUACUUCAUCAUUAAUGUAAAGUAAAACAGUUAUAGCAGUUACUCAUGGAAACAAUAAGACUAUUCUAGUGUUUGUACAGUAUACUGAAUAUUAUUCAAAUAUAAAAUAUGAAAUAAUAUUUUAUUUUAGGGUGUAGAGUUAGAAAAAAACCAUUAAAUUUAUAUCCAUAUUUUUAAACCUAUUGUUUAUAAACAAUAUACAAAUACUUGUACUAAUUACGUUAUUGAAUCAGUAAUGGCUAUUCAAUCACAAACUGUUAUUAAUUCAAAGAAAAUCAUGGUGUUUACAAAAACAAUUUUUAGUAAAAAUAAUAGAAAUUAAAAGUAGUUUCAUUUCAGAUUAUUACUCUUGGUCUUAAACUUAUUAAUUGAGUAACUUUACCGUCCAUAAAUUUAAGUGUUUAUAAAUUUUCCCAUACAUCAUUUCCUAUAUUUAUUGAGGUUAAGUGUAAGAAACAACCAAGUCACUUGGCCUGGUAAAAUAAAGAGUUUAUAUUUGGGUUAUCUCAGGUUGUCUCAUUUAGAUUAUCUUCCCAUUAACCGCUUCAUCAUACUGUAACAGUACCAUCUUGAUUUGCAUCAUUAUCAUCCUUUCCUCUUUUCACUGUGCUGUAUCUUUCAUUAGUGUCAUGCCAUAUCCGAUCUUACCAUAUCAUUUUGUUAUAUCCAAUGAGAAUCAGUACUGAAGAAUUAGCAUUUGAUAAUCUAUUUUCGAUUCUGAUGUUUUUCUAAGAAUUAAUCUUGAGGAUCAGUUCACCUUAAAAUUAUGUUUUCCAUUUAAUUUGAGAUGUUACAAAAAGUUGUGUAUGAAAAUCUCAUCCAAACAAAAUAUUAUUCAUAAAAUGACCCUACACAAUUACUAGGGGAAAAAAUUAUCUUGUCCAUUUGUUCAGAAUCCGAUCAUAAUUAAAAAGAACUUAGUUUAGUAAAGAAUUAGUUGUGGUUAUUUAAAUGUAGUGUUGAAUAAUCAUGGUAUGACUGAUACUGUUAUUAAUAUAUUUAAAAAUUUUACCAUAAAAAAGUGUUGGGUGGGGUUGAGUGGUAGAGAGGGCUAAAUAGCCCCAACUCCACCUCUUAAAUAAAGGCAUAUUUCAUUUCAUAUCUGGAAUGUGAGGAUGUGGUUAUAUGCAAGAUACGCUGUGGGAUAGCAUACAAGGUUUUAAGGCUUACAUUUUAACAAAUCAAAUAAUUUUUUUUUACAUUUGUUCGUUUUGGGGAUUUAAAUUUUUUAUAUUUCAUAUUUUUACACCACAUCUGACAGAAGAUGUGGUAAAAAGGAUUCAUUACAACAACACACACAUCAAUUUAAUGUUUUAUUUUGAUACUAGUCAAUUGGAAGAAUGGUUGCUCUUUUACCAACCAAUUGGAAAAUACUUCAAAUAGUUGCACUUUUACACUAUUAAUAAAACUGCACUAUGUAUUUUCAAGAUUCAAGACUUUAUUAAUCAUUAAACAUACAGUAAUGUAAUAUUUUUUAUCAAGACCAAUAUAAAACAAUUUUCACUUUUCAUGAUAAGUGAGGCUACAUUCUGUGAUUUAACCUCCAUGUUUAGGUAAAAAUUAAAAUAAAUAUAGAAUUAUAUUAUAAGUAAAGUAUGAAUAUAAAUAUUAAUAAAUGUUAUAACAUUUAUGAUAGCAAGAAACAUUACUCAAAAUAUUGAAAAGAUUCAUUGCUAGACAGAGUUAACAUUUACAGUAACAAAAUUAAAAACAAUGAAUGUAGAUAAAAAUUGAAAUAAACCUAGAAUAAUAAUAUAACUAAUAUACAAACACAAAUAUUGAUAAAUGUUAUAAAAUUUAUAAUUCCAAAAAUGUAACUUCUUGAAUAUGCAUACAAACAUACCUUUUAUUGAUAAAACCCAGUAAGAAACUGAUCUUCAACAUUUUUUUAUUUUAACACUUUAAAUCUAUUCUAAGUUUAAAUGUAAUUGAUUGGUUUAAAAAAUUGUAUUACGGAUAGCAAAUGUCUUUAAUCAUACUCCCCACUUAAAAACUAAAGAUUGUCCAAUCCAUUUCAUCAUAUCACAACAGUGUUGUGUAGCUGGUCAUCAGACUAUUUUAUUUACUGAUUGCACAAAGAUUUCUGUAGUUAUGUAAGUUUUAAACCAUACUUUUUACAUAAUUCUUUAUGGUCAUUCUCUUCUUAACAUUUCAUACUGUAACCGACUAUUUUAUUAUAGCUCCCACUGAACGUUUUAUAGUUUACUAUUAAUAAAUGUGUGCAUUAAAAAUUGCUCAGCAUAUGUUUAAAUAAGUGGUGCUUACGAAUAUAUUGGAUUUCUCUCUCUAGUAUAGUUGUAUAUUUUCAAAACAUUUGGGAGUAUGUGGUUUUAGAUUUAAUUUGAGCUUUUAAUAGAAAAUGUUUAUACAAAUCGUACUUUAGAAAGACACUUAUUGUUCCUCGAUAUCUAAAAGAUUAACUGAGUUCAUAGAUUGGUUUUGUACUCCAUUAAUACCAUUAUUUUGUGCUUGAAUAAUACAUUGGUGCCAAAAAUGUUUUAAGGGUUGAAGUACAUGUUUAAGUACUUAAAUGUGUAGGUUAUCGCCUAAUUCCAGCCAGAGCCCUCUAAGUAUGUAUAUACAUUACUUUAAAAUGAAUCUUAAGUUCCUUUUAUAUUGCGUCAUUAAUAAAUACUCAUUUAUUUUCAAGGUAUAUUUUUACCUCCUAGGUAGGUACUUAAUUUUCUAUUUUGUGAUAAUGCAUCAACAAUAUUAUAUUUAUGAAAAUAUAACGAUCGAUUUUGGAUCUCUCAGUUGAAUAUCAUUGAUAUAUUGAUAUGUAUGUUUUUGCAAAGACUCAAAUCUUUUACUAGCUUUAUAUUAUUAUGUUUAGAUUGUAAAUGUAUUAGUUAAUUUGCAGCUUUUGUUGAAUUUGUUAUUUAUAUACAUUAUAUUUUAAUUCAUGUAGAAGUUGCAUUUUUAUUGUAUUUUAUUUAUGUAUUAAAAGUGUAUUAGUCAUUUGUAACGAUAUUAAGUUUUGCAGCCAGAGUAGAGUAAGGAGAGAUAGCCUGUGUAGUGUACAUAGUCUUAACUCUAUUAACACUGUAGGGAUUAUGUUAAGUACACCAACAAUACUCUUUGUGUUACUAUAACUGUGCAAUACUCUUUUAUCUAUCAUUUAAUAAAUCUACUUAUAUUUUCGUCAUAGUGUUAAGAUUUGUUUACUUCUUCUCGAUUCUCGGUGUAAAUUUAUUUUUGUGAUUUUUCUUUAGGGUUAUUUAUUGUUUUUAUGUACUUUUAUUUUUAUACAAUGUAUAUCAAGGCCUUGUUUGUAGUAAUUAAAUGUUAUGAUUCUAAACCUAAAUUUAAUGUACAUUACUAGGAAAUAAAAAUUCUCUAAGAUAUGGA
This is a messenger RNA of Homalodisca vitripennis (glassy-winged sharpshooter), 15809 nucleotides long. It is a transcript of the gene PlexB, whose product is annotated as plexin-B. Bases 679 to 6477 code for a protein of 1932 amino acids. Gene Ontology annotation, cellular component: semaphorin receptor complex. The transcript is spliced from 26 exons. Gene Ontology annotation, molecular function: protein binding; semaphorin receptor activity. The record is from RefSeq and is a predicted model, not a curated record. Gene Ontology annotation, biological process: regulation of cell migration; semaphorin-plexin signaling pathway involved in axon guidance; negative regulation of cell adhesion. NCBI's taxonomy places the organism in Eukaryota, Metazoa, Arthropoda, Insecta, Hemiptera, Cicadellidae.